GAUCAUCCGACAGGAACUGGCAGCUUCCGCAUAAACAAAAGCUCAGUGUGGUUCGUGAUGGUGGAAUUGAGGGAUGUGAAACAGUGUUGAAAUUGUGAUCUUUUUUUUGUAGCUAUUUUGAUAAGUGAGCGAUAAGCAAAGCGGGAGGAAGUGUUGUGCACCGAGUGGACAUAAUUUUCAUACACAAUAAAGCCUAUAGUAAGGUGGCAAGCAUGAUGAGUUGGAAAUGUCAGGCGCUGAUGUUGCUAGCGGUAUACGCCUGCGCUUAUGCAAUUGACGACACACCGCCCAAACAGCGACAGCGGACAGCGAAGCUCAUACGCAACUAUCCCGAUUACGGACCGAUCACACAGCGCGUCCAGUCGUUGGAGAGUCCGAUGUACAACUUUAUUGACCCUUACGGUCCAGGAACGUACGCGUUUGGGUACGAGAUCGAGGAUCCGGCAAGCGGCAACGUACAGUUCCGCGAUGAAGAGAAGCUGAAGAAUGGUACUGUGCGUGGUUCGUAUGGUUACAUGCAACCGGAUGGGUCGGUAAUAAUCACUAGUUUCGUGGCAGAUGAGGGUGGCUAUAGGGCGAAAACGGAGAUCAAGCGCGCUAACGGACAAACGGUAGCAUCCUUCCCUGCGCCUGCACCCUCCACCGGUCCCGGGUCGCACGAUCGGUACUUUCCGGCGUACGAUCAACAGGCGAGCACAAUUAAUCCAGCCGUUGCAGCUGCACUACAGCAGCAACACAUCAACCUGAAUCCCACGUACAACCCAAUCCUCGAUCCAGGCGUUAUCGAUCCCCAGUAUGCAGCGGCAAUCAUGGGACACAUACGCGAUCAGCAGUACAGUCCCGGGCAAGGUUUAGUACAGUAUCCGUACGGUAUGCCGAAUGCACCGUUUGCACCACAUCCGCAUCAGCACCGUCCUCAGCACCCGCCGCAUGCACCAUUGUACGACGCACCACAGAAUGGGUUUUCCAACUUUAUCGGUCAACUGCCGGCCAAUCUGAAUCCGUACAAUCUAUACCAAAAUCUGCAGUCCUCUUUUCCGCAGGUACUACCACAGCAGAACCCACUCGACCAGCUAGCCAAUAGCAUACAGGGCAGCUUCCCACAGCAAGCGGGUUCUGGGUUUGGAAAUUUCUUAACCGGCGCUCAGAACUCUUUCCAACAGUUUGUGCCACAAGGGUUUGGUAACUGGAUCGGGCAGAACCGGGUGCCCGUGCCCGGUCAGCAACAGUUUCUGCCGGGAGGAUAUGCAUUUCAGCAACAGAUGCCUCACCAACAGAUUCUGACAUCAAACAGACCGACGAACGUGUUGGGCGAUAUGCCGAUGAGUGGACCCGGAUCGAUGGGAUCGAUGAUGAUGAAUGGACAGUAUGUGCCGACUACGAGACGCAGGAAGAUUACCGGUACGACAAAGAAACGGAACAAGCUAAAGACUCGGGAUGGUAUGGAUUGGUUUGAUGAUUUCCUGGAGAAUCGUAAGCGACAGGUGAUGUACAGUGGCGGAACUGCUACAACACCGGAACCGGUUACCGAGAUGACACUGAAAGAUGGUGUAGACAGCGAGUGAAUGGGGGAGAGUGUGCCAAGCUGGGACGUAAUUUAUAUAUUUAUUGACUAACUAUUUAUUGUCAUCGUGAGUAAGAUAGGGCCAGAAUUCAUUAAUCGUACGCCUGAAGGUAUGCAAAAGUGGAAGUUAAGAUUACAUUCGAUGACUAACGAAGGGUAAUAGGAUAAUUUUGGAGAGUCUUUUUGGAAUCGAAAGAGUUCUUGGAUAACGUCAGAAUUUCUCGAAUAAAUAAAAAUAAUCGAAACAAAACUGAUAAGUUAAGAUCAUUAUCAAUAAUUUGAAUAUUGAACUUGAAGAUCAGCGUAGCGGAAUUCUUUCAUUCAAUAAGUCAAUCGAGAAAAUUAAGCUUUUCCCUAAACUAAACUAAAACCCACGGUACAAAAACAAAACUUGCUGGU
Molecule: messenger RNA, 1963 nt
Organism: Anopheles stephensi (Asian malaria mosquito)
Lineage: Eukaryota; Metazoa; Arthropoda; Insecta; Diptera; Culicidae
Exons: 3
Coding region: 213-1565 (450 amino acids)
Cellular component (GO): chitin-based extracellular matrix
Molecular function (GO): structural constituent of chitin-based larval cuticle
Source: RefSeq, a predicted model, not a curated record